GGGCGUGGCAGAAUACCUGUUUACCUGCUUCAGAAUAUUGAAAAGUCUAUGUAGAGCAAGAAACUACCUACCUAGGCUACUUGUGCCUGUUCUCAAGUCCAGUUACAAGCCAUACCGGUACAACCUCGUUUUGCCCAUUCAACCAAUUCUCCCCUCUCUCAAACCUAGAUAUACACCAACAUAUCUUUCCAACAUGGAUUCACUCGAUGAUGAACUUCCUCCCGAUCUCGUUGAUACGAGUAAUUCUCUCACCGAAGAUGAAAAGCCAAUCAAGGUGCCAAUAACAAUAGUCACUGGCUAUCUUGGUGCUGGAAAGACAACUUUGCUCAACUAUAUCCUCACGGCAGAGCAUGGCAAGAAAAUUGCGGUUAUUAUGAAUGAGUUUGGUGAUUCUUUGGACAUCGAAAAGUCGCUCACUAUUAACAAGGAUGGGGAGUCCGUCGAGGAAUGGAUGGAAGUUGGCAAUGGUUGCAUCUGUUGCUCAGUAAAAGAUACUGGUGUGGCUGCCAUCGAGUCUUUGAUGGAAAAGAAGGGCAAGUUUGACUACAUAUUAUUGGAGACGACUGGGUUAGCAGAUCCUGGUAACCUCGCACCCCUGUUCUGGGUCGACGAGGGACUUAGCAGCACCAUAUAUCUGGACGGCAUUGUCACCUUGGUUGAUGCCAAAAACAUCCUCCGCAGCCUGGAUGAUCCAUCUGGCAAAGUCGAAGGUCACGACGAAAGCGAUGCUCACGGGCCAGUCAUGACGACUGCGCAUGUGCAGAUAUCGCACGCCGACGUUAUCGUCAUCAACAAGUCCGAUCUGGUGUCUGAUGAGGAGCUAGAAACCGUCAAGGCCAGGAUACAAUCCAUCAAUGGUCUUGCCAAGCUGCAUAUUACAAAACAGAGCAUCGUUCCCAAGCUCGAGGGUUUCUUGCUUGACCUGCACGCCUACGACAGCGUAGAAGGCCUGGAUUCGGCUUCUGCAAAAGGCCACAGCCAUCUAGAUCCGACGAUCUCGACACUGUCGAUCCCGAUAACAAACCUUGAAUCUAGUCAAGUGAGCAAGGUAGACGGGUGGCUGAGGUCUGUUCUCUGGGACAACAAACUACCCGGCGACGAAGCUCAAGGCAAGACACCGUUCGAGAUACAUCGUGUGAAAGGCCGACUGGAACUCUCAAGUGGAGAGAUCAAACUGAUACAGGGUGUACGAGAGCUCUUUGAGAUAUUUGACGGGCCUCGGGAAGCAGCAGAGUCGCAUGGCGGCAAGGUAAUCCUGAUUGGCAGGCACUUGCAACAGUUUGACUUUGCCGAAAGCUUGAGGGCGUCUCUUAGCUGAGCAACAGAGAAUACGACAUGAGGAAGUAUCCGGGUGCUUCAGGAUGAUAAACGAAUGGAUUGCCAAGACAGACCUGGCUGGUGGACGUUUGUACAGAGUACUUUGGCCUCAUGGCCCUGACAUAGGUAGCGCUUGGUAAAGGGCGCGACGUGGGACAAGGGCGUGCCGUCCACUACUCAGAGACGCGCUGUGAGUUGGGUUUGAAAGAGCUUGCGAUGUUGCACCGUGCGAAAUAAAAUAAUACCCGAGAUUUUACAAGCACCGAUAUACAUUUGAAGCAGGAACCAGAACAAAACCAAAUUGCGAUGGUCCGUGCCACCCCGCAGCUGUACAACUGUAAGGUACGCUAGUGCCCGGAACGCUGUAAACAUGCUUGACAUGAAAAUUGCUGGACCCUUGCACUGUACGAUUGUAGGACACGGAGACCUCAUCAUCUCAU
Molecule: messenger RNA, 1757 nt
Organism: Pyricularia oryzae 70-15
Lineage: Eukaryota; Fungi; Ascomycota; Sordariomycetes; Magnaporthales; Pyriculariaceae
Exons: 7
Coding region: 194-1318 (374 amino acids)
Cellular component (GO): cytoplasm
Source: RefSeq, a predicted model, not a curated record